Molecule: messenger RNA, 991 nt
Organism: Dendrobium catenatum
Lineage: Eukaryota; Viridiplantae; Streptophyta; Magnoliopsida; Asparagales; Orchidaceae
Product: superoxide dismutase [Fe] 2, chloroplastic
Exons: 7
Coding region: 152-976 (274 amino acids)
Biological process (GO): superoxide metabolic process
Cellular component (GO): chloroplast nucleoid
Molecular function (GO): metal ion binding; superoxide dismutase activity
Source: RefSeq, a predicted model, not a curated record
UAAAUCCGGGAUUUACGGAAUCCCGGGAUUUAACGCGCGCACAAAAACCGUUUGGCUGGAUUUAGCGUAAAUCCGACUUAAAUCCCACGAUAAAUCCGAUACCAAACAGCCCCUAAAAGGGGCUUAACCCAAACCCGGUGAGCCGCUCGGGAUGACGCUACUUGUGAGCCCCUGCCGCCAGUUCACUCCUUUUCCUUUGCCUUCCCAUCAUGCCCUGAAGCUUGAACCAGUUUCUCUCCGAAAGCCGCUAAAGAGAAGGAAAUCUCAUGGUUCUGAAAAGUCAUCCAGAGUUCUGGGCUACUAUGGUCUUACAGCCCCUCCCUAUAAACUAGAUGCUUUGGAACCAUACAUGAGCAAGAGGACAUUGGAACUGCAUUGGGGAGGAUAUCAUCAUGAUUAUGUUGAGAGUUUGAAUAAGCAGCUCAAGAACAGUUCAUUAUACGGCUACACCUUGGAGGAACUUAUCAAAACAACCUAUAACAACGGGAACCCAUUACCAGAGUUCAAUAAUGCUGCAGAGGUUUGGAAUCACGACUUUUUUUGGGAAUCAAUGCAACCAGAUAGUGAUAAAUUGCCUUGGGGAGGCUUGCUUCAGCAGAUUGAAAAGGAUUUUGGCUCGUUUUCCAAUUUUAAGGAUGAAUUUAUGCAAUCAGCAAUGGGAUUGUUUGGUUCUGGUUGGGUCUGGCUAGUCUUGAAGAGAGAGGAGAAAAGGCUAGCUGUGGUCAGAACAUCAAAUGCUGUCUGUCCACUAGUUUUUGAUGAUAUUCCUCUUAUAGCUCUUGAUAUGUGGGAGCACGCUUACUAUCUUGAUUACAAGGUAUCCUUUCUUACCCUUUUACAUUUAUGCCAUAGUUGGCUUGAUAAAUCCUUUAUCAAUUUCAUGACUUACAGUUUAUUUAUCAAUUCCUAUUUUAUGAUGCAUGUGAAUCGGGCACUGGACUCAAUUAUUUUUAAAAAUAAUAAAACACAAACGUAAGUUGACUUGGUGUUU